AUGUCAGAGAUACUUGACCUCUCUUUUUUGUCUGAGGUGGAGAGGGAUUUGAUCCUCAGUGUUCUACAACGAGAUGAGGAGCUCCGGAAAGCAGAUGAGAAAAGGAUUAGGCGACUGAAGAAUGAGUUACUGGAGAUAAAAAGGAAAGGGGCCAAGAGGGGAAGCCAGCACUAUAGUGAUCGGACCUGUGCUCGGUGCCAGGAAAGCCUUGGCCGUUUGACUCCCAAGACCAACACUUGUCGGGGCUGUAAUCAUCUGGUAUGUCGGGACUGCAGAAUCCAGGAAAGCAAUGGUACCUGGAGGUGCAAGGUGUGCGCCAAGGAAAUAGAGCUGAAGAAGGCAACUGGUGACUGGUUUUAUGACCAGAAACUGAAUCGCUUUGCUUACCACACAGGCAGUGAGAUAAUUAGGAUGUCCCUGCGCCGUAAACCCUCAGUGAAUAAAAGAGAGACAGUGGGACAGUCCCUUCUUCAUCAGUCACAGAUGGAUGAUAUCUGGCCAGGAAGAAAGAUCAUUCAGGAGCAACAGAAGGAGCCCAGCGUGUCAUUUGAAGUGCCCAAGCUGAAAAGUGGAAAGAGUGCACUGGAGACUGAGAAUGAGAGUCUGGAUAGCUACACUGCUGACUCGGAUAGCAUGUCAAGGAGAGACUCUCUGGAUAAAUCUGGACUCUUUCCAGAAUGGAAGAAGAUGUCUGCACCCACAUCUCAAGUAGAAAAGGAAACUCAGCCUGGGGGUCAAAAUGCAGUAUCAAUUGAUGAGGGUGAAAUGAUAUUUAAGAAGAACACCAGAAAAAUCUUCAGGCCUUCAGAAUACACUAAAUCUGUUAUUGAUCUUCACCCGGAAGAUGUGGGACAUGAAAGUGGUUCCUUGGGAGACAGAAGCAAAUCUGUCCCAGGCCUCAGUGUAGAUAUGGAAGAGGAAGAGGAAGAAGAAGACAUUGACCAUCUGGUGAAGCUGCAUCGCCAGAAGCUAGCCAGAAGCAGCAUGCGAAGUGGUUCGUCCAUGAGUACAAUUGGCAGCAUGAUGAGUAUCUAUAGUGAAGCUGGCGAUUUUGGAAACAUCCUUGUGACCGGCAAGAUCGCCUUUUCUCUCAAGUAUGAGCAGCAAACACAGACUCUGGUCAUCCAUGUGAAGGAGUGCCACCAGCUGGCCUGUGCUGAUGAAGCCAAGAAGCGCUCUAACCCAUAUGUAAAGAUUUAUCUUCUGCCUGACAAGUCCCGCCAAGGAAAAAGAAAAACCAGCAUCAAGCGGGACACUAUCAAUCCGCUAUAUGAUGAGACCCUCAGAUAUGAGAUCCCAGAAUCUCUCCUGGCUCAGAGGACUUUGCAAUUCUCAGUUUGGCAUCAUGGUCGUUUUGGCAGAAACACUUUCCUUGGAGAGGCAGAGGUCCAGAUGGAUUCCUGGAAACUUGAUAAGAAACUGGAUCAUUGCUUGCCUUUACAUGGGAAGAUCAGUGCUGAGUCCCCGACUGGCUUGCCAUCACACAAAGGCGAGUUGGUGGUUUCACUGAAAUACAUCCCCGCCUCCAAACUCCCUGUUGGAGGUGACCGGAAAAAGAGUAAAGGUGGGCAAGGGGGAGAGCUCCAGGUGUGGAUCAAAGAAGCCAAGAACCUGACGGCUGCCAAAUCAGGAGGGACUUCAGACAGCUUUGUCAAGGGAUACCUCCUUCCCAUGAGGAGCAAGGCCAGUAAGCGUAAAACUCCUGUGAUGAAGAAGACUCUGAAUCCCCACUACAACCAUACAUUUGUCUACAAUGGCGUGAGGCUGGAAGAUCUACAACACAUGUGCCUGGAACUGACUGUGUGGGACCGGGAGCCCAUGGCCAGCAAUGACUUCCUGGGAGGGGUCAGGCUGGGUGUUGGCACUGGGAUCAGUAAUGGGGAAGUGGUAGACUGGAUGGACUCGACUGGGGAAGAAGUGAGCCUGUGGCAGAAGAUGCGACAGUACCCAGGGUCUUGGGCGGAAGGGACUUUGCAGCUCCGUUCCUCGAUGGCCAAGCAGAAGCUGGGCUUAUGA
Puma concolor (puma) is the source of this 2016-nucleotide messenger RNA. The record is from RefSeq and is a predicted model, not a curated record. NCBI's taxonomy places the organism in Eukaryota, Metazoa, Chordata, Mammalia, Carnivora, Felidae.